This is a messenger RNA of Actinia tenebrosa (Australian red waratah sea anemone), 3167 nucleotides long. RefSeq lists its product as uncharacterized. The record is from RefSeq and is a predicted model, not a curated record. Lineage: Eukaryota; Metazoa; Cnidaria; Anthozoa; Actiniaria; Actiniidae.
GAUUUCGCUGCACUCCCAAUCCCACCUAAAGCUGUCCAUCACGAUUAUUGUAAUAUUUUAGAUCAAAACCAAAUCGUUCUUACAUCGUGCAAACAAAACGUGUGAGAACCCUCGCUCACAAAGGGUUUGCUGCUCUAUUUUCGCCACAACUGAGCCAAAAUGCUUCUCGUCAGAACCGUUAGAUAAUUCAUUUGAAGCCCUACAUCAAGGGUUUUUAUAUUUUGGGUUUAUACCGCCAAGAAGCUUCUUGAAAUCACCGAAAAUCAGCUACACCAACAUGAAAUAUAAACACCUGCUUCUAAUGUUAGGAUUUUUGGUGACUUUAUUUUCAUCACUUCCAGUUGGCUUUUCGCUAGAAACCUGGCACAACUGUUCUACGGAUCCUUGCAAAAAUUUCUUUUCUUCUCAUAUAUGUUAUAUUUCCGCAACGUGUCAAUGUGGUGUGACGGCAAACCGAACAUGCAGUAUUGAUCCAGUAGUUAUCGCAAACCAAACAGGCGCUGUUGCUCUUAAUACGAGCCAAGGUAACCUGUCCUGCUGCAUGUGCAAAUCGAAUGAUACGUUUUGCUGUGCUGCGUAUGCGUGCCAGGUUUCUACAACACCAGGAGCGUCAACAACAACGUCAUCAUCAUCAACAACAACAAGUACUACUUCUACUACCACGAUCCCUUCAACAACAAGCUCCCCUCCAGUCGAGCAAGCCAUCAUAGUAGCCAUCUUCAUUCUCAAACAUGAUAUCAACACAUACCGAUCACGUACCCAAAACCUAUCUCUGUCAUUCCGGUACGCGGUCGGUAACCUCACUAGCACCGACAUCUCGCUCACCACCGUGACAGAGACCACAUUUUACAGCGGGGUUCUUCCCUACUGUGGCUUUAAAGUCGACACCUACGUGAGUGACCCCAACAACAUUUAUUCAAGCUCAGGACAAUGUAGUAGCAUGGUUAUCAAUGCUACAAUGAAAAAGGACCUAUCAAAGUCUAAAAGUCUUACAGAUACCAUCAAGUUUAUAACAGACUCUGUAAUUAAUGGGAAAUUUGAUUUCAUGUUAUGGGACGGGUCCAAAAUCAAAGUGUCUUUCUUGCUGUCUAAAGUCUUCAAUUCAUCAUAUAUGUUUCACUGUGUACCCUAUGAAGCGGCCACUGUUUCUCCAACCAAAAUGGUUCCUCCUAUCCAUACAAACCUGUGGCCGCUUAUUUACUCGGCCAUAGGAGUUUUCAGCCUCAUUUCACUUUGUGUCUUAUGGCAGUGCUGUAAGCAAUCGUAUUUACUUCACAAAAAGAAGUACACAGACAUUAAUAGUAAUCGCAUCAAUUCAAAGAAGAAGAAGCUACAAGAAGCAAUGGCGAAUCAAGAAAGCUCAGAGAACGAACAACAAAGAGAGAGAGGGAUGUUUGACAUGACACACAGCAAACUACAACUUGUAGACAACGAGGCGCUAACAAGGCGAUACGAUUGGACAACACCGGCCUAUCUGCCGAACAUGUUGGCACCCGCAUAUGCGCCCACAGAACUACACGGUCAGCACUCACCCCCUCGGCUCAUGCUCGAUGAUGACGAUUCCGACAGUGACAAGAAAAGUCUUGGAAAAGCUAGUGUUAUUAAUGUAGACGAAGAAACAGAUGAAGAUCUCAAAGACAUACUUGAAAGUGAAGAUGAAGACAACGUUUUCAAAGAAAGAGCAGGAACCAGGCAGUCUAACGUAUCGCGGAAAAAAUCUAUCUCGACGUCAAACAAAAGAAAGCCAUCAACUACGAGCAAAGCAAGUAAAGCCAGCCAUUCUAAUCGAAAUACGUCGGCUACAAGCACAGUAAAGAUACCUAACCCCGCUCAAGGACAAGCACGAAAGUGCUCCUACUCGGGGCCUGAAGGAAGGGAGCGAACACCAUCGCUCGCUUUCGGGAAUUUCAAAUCCAACAGAGUAACCCCUGUGAGUGACGACAGAAAAUCUACUUUAUCCUCAGGCAAACCACGGAAAAAGGAAAACAGUGACUUGUAAUUAGAAUGACAUAUCUGCCGUGAAGAAGGUUGCAAUACUCCAAUUUCGAGUUCUUUCUUGUCAGGCAAGCAACGGAAGCAGGAAAGCAGUGCCUUCUAGACUGACAUACCUUUUGGAAGAAACUUGGUUGCAAUGCUCGAGUUCUGUACUCAGGGUUAGCCUCGAUUUUGUAUUUGAUAUCGAUGUGUUCCAGUGAAGUCCAUGGAACUUUAAAUUGUUUUUAUGGUUAAAGUCGUGAAUUUUUUACUUUACCGUUGGUAUUUGUGAAAAUCAUGACAAUGGAAUGAGUCUAAGCGUGAGAAAAAGAGUCUGUAACCAUCAAACAGCGAUAUUGUACGAAUUCAAAAAAGGUAUAUCUAGAUGACUGUUGAAAAUAGUGUGUGAAUAUUGAACCUUACAGGCUGGAAACAUCUUGCUUUCAUAUCUGCAUUUUACAUGCAUAAAAUUUAUAGUGUUGUGUCAGUCCUUUAGCAUGCAACAAGAUCGUACACUAAUCGGGGACAUUGAAUCUUGACGUCUCGUUGUACAUAAAAUUGUGUGAAAUUUAAUUGAAAAUCAUCAUGUCAGAUGGCAUUUUGCGGUCACCAAAUCAGACRACGUCUUCGGCUUCUGUUAGAUUAUGAGAUAUUUAAUUUUAGGAUUAGUUGCAAGUUGUGGGCGUAUAAUGUUUUUUAAUUUCUAAAGUUUUCUUUGAAUUGCCUCUUGCUUUGAAGCAAGUGGAACUCUUCUCUAUAGACAGCUAGGUUUCCGUUUCUAGGGUUUUGGAGAAAGUGUUGGUGAUUCUAUUUCCCAUUCUCCUUGACCUCAAUUCCGGUCCUAGUGAUGAACCUUGGGGAACUCCCAUGUUGGUGAUUCUAUUUCCCAUUCCCAGUGACCUAAAUGUCGGUCCUAUAGAUGAACCUUGGGGAAAUCCCAUAUUGGUCAUUCUAUUUCCCUAGUGACAUAUUUUCCAAUCAAAGUGUAGAAAUCAUAGGAUUAGAGAAAAGGUUAUCAAUUCCAGACCACCCUUCAUUCCCUUUAAUACAAUUUUUUUCUUCGCCAGUAACUCUUGAGAAAAAAAUGGAACAUUACGCUCAAAGUAGAGGGUCCAGUGAGUGUUAAAUCGACCAAUAUUUGAUUACAUAGUGUGAAAUAAAGAAUACAUCAGUGUGUGACAAAAAGAUCGAAA